Messenger RNA from Camponotus floridanus (Florida carpenter ant), 1203 nucleotides. It is a transcript of the gene Brms1, whose product is annotated as breast cancer metastasis-suppressor 1-like protein. Gene Ontology annotation, cellular component: Sin3-type complex. Lineage: Eukaryota; Metazoa; Arthropoda; Insecta; Hymenoptera; Formicidae. Gene Ontology annotation, molecular function: histone deacetylase binding. Bases 161 to 853 code for a protein of 230 amino acids. The transcript is spliced from 2 exons. The record is from RefSeq and is a predicted model, not a curated record. Gene Ontology annotation, biological process: negative regulation of transcription by RNA polymerase II.
UAACCAUAUGAUAGAUAUAUAUUUUUAAUUCAAAUACGUUUUUGUUCUGAAUAGGAGCUGAAUAAGGAGUUUGCAGUUUCUAAAUAUUUAUCUUUACUUUUACUAUGGAUAAGAAACAUACAACGCAUCUAUACACAUAUAUAAAUUUUUUCCAGUAUAAAUGCCAAGCGUUAAGGAUGAAUCGGAGGCAGAAGGGGAGGAGAUGUCUCAUGACAGUAACGAAAGUAAUCAGAGUUCUGCAUCAUGUGACAGUAGCGCAGAACAUACUGACAGCGAUGAUUCUUCAGAAAUGGAUGAGGAUGAAUGCGAGAGGAGACGUAAUGAAUGUAUGGAAAACUUAUUAGAUUUGGAAAGACAGUUUACUCUUCUCAAGGAACAAUUGUAUCGAGAAAGAAUUACACAGGUAGACACAAAACUUGGAGAAGUUCGUGUUGGAAAAUCUGAGGAAUAUCUAAUACCUCUAGAACGACUAAAAGAAAACAUGAAAACAAAAACAGAAGUAGCCGGAAUAUUGAAACAGUACAGAUUGCAAAAUAUCCAGAAUAAAUUCCUAGCAGAAGAGCAGGCUGCUUUACAAAAUUUUGAAAGUGAAAAGGGAUUGAUUUGGGAUUGUAUUCAUAACGAUCUCCAAGAGAAGAUUCGUCGUCUAGAGGAAGAUAGAAACAAUGUGGACAUACAUGCGGACUUAUGGCUUAAUACAACUGGUAGAAGACGCAGAAAUCAUUCGGAGAGAAGACGAGCAGUUUCUGUUGCAGGCCCUUAUAUCGUUUACAUGCUCAAUGAUGCGGAUAUAUUAGAGGAUUGGGCGUUAAUAAAGAAAAGUUUAAGUAGUUGGAAAGCAGAAAUAAUGUAAUUUUUAUUUAAGUGUAUCAAAGAAAAUAUUUUCGAAACUAAUAUUACGCGUCCAUCUUUGAUACGAAUAGAGAUUUCGCGUCCAACUAUAAUUGGAAAUCAGACAAAUACAUUUUUAACGAUGGCGUUUAUUGGGCGUCUAAUGUUUGUAUAGUGUGCCUUGAAAAAAAAUGAAGUAGUUAGUUAUUAUAAGGAACAUCUUGCUGACUCUAAAUAAAUGAGUUUCUCGAUCAGUCUCCAAAAUUUAAAAUAAAGUUUGCCAAAUAUCAAACUUAUUAAUAUAUCUACUUCUGUAGUGUAUGGAAGAAUUUUCAUUAUGAUAUAAGAAAUUAUAAUAUAAGAAAAUUUUAU